AUGGAUGAAGCUCACACAGUUGUAGAGUUUCUACUUGAGGAUCUUGAAUUGAUGUUGGAAAAGGCUAGUUCCCCAUGUUCAAUGCCUGUCAAAGAAAAUCAAGUUAUGAUUUCUCUCUUUGAGAAUCUCAAAGUCAUAAAAUCCUUCCUGGAAAGAACAAGAGAAUCCCCCUUUGACCAAAGGCAACUCCACUUUUUCUUGGUUACAGAGAUUAGAGAAGUGCUCUUGAAGAUACUACAAUCCGUGGACCCUUAUGUAAUCAAUGCUCUCACGAAGAAUGGUGGAAUCUCUGGAAUGGAGACUGGUAGUUUGUUCAAGAGUUAUCCAGAGCUUGCUCUUCAAGCAAAACAGAUUGAAUUAUUCAAGAACGUGAUCUUGGAAAUUCCUCAUGAUGCCUUGAGGUCUUCCAUGGAAUCCAAUGAAGUGGCAGAAGUUUCAGGUGAAGUUUCAUCAAUAACCAAGAGCAGCAGUUCCAUUCAGUUGGAGGAAGACAACAUGGUAGGUUUUGAUGAUGAAGCAAUCACACUGCUGGACAGGCUUACAGGGGAUCAGAAACAACUGGAAGUGAUUUCCCUUGUUGGGAUAGCAGGAAUUGGCAAGACGACUUUGGCUAAAAGAUUGUACAAUGAUCCACGAGUUGUUUAUCACUUCCAUGUUCGCGGAUGGGCUUGUCUAGCAGAAGGACAGAAGGUAAAGAAUGUGCUUUAUAACCUAUUAAGUUCAAUUACCCUUGACAAAGCCUCUCUGCAUAAAAUGAAUAAUCAGGAUAUGGGAGAUAAAUUAUACGAGUAUUUAAAAGGAAAGAGAUACUUUAUUGUCCUUGAUGCUAUAUGGGGUUCAUUCAUUUGGAAUUCAUGGUUGAAACAGUAUCUUCCAGAUGAUAAUACUGGUAGUAAAAUUCUUGUUACUUGUCGUAUGCAAAAUGUGGUUUUAGAAAUAAGUGCUCCUGUUUCCAUCCAUAAUUUGCAGUUUCUUGGUCAGAAUGAAAGUUGGAAUUUAUUUGUGUGUAAAGUUUUUGCUCCCAAUGAAAGCUGUCCUAGAGAGCUAAUGGAAUUAGGCAGUGAAAUUGUUGGAAGAAGCAAGGGACUGCCCCUUGCAAUUGUAGUUUUGGCUGGAGUAGCAAAGAAAGAUAAGACGCCAGAGUGGUGGACUUAUAUUGUCCAAAAUAUUGGUUCAUGUAUACAUGGUGAAGAGGGACAGUUCAUAGAUAUUUUAGCAUCAAGUUAUGAGCACUUGCCUAAUCACCUAAAAUCCUGCUUUCUUCAUAUUGCAUCAUUUCCACAAAACUAUAAAAUCCCAGUGAAGAAGUUAGUGUGGUCGUGGAUUGCAGAGGGAUUUAUAAAGGACACUAGAGAAGAGAAACUAGAAGAUGUGGCAGAGGAUUAUCUGAGAGAUCUUGUUGAUAGAAAAAGGCAAAGAUAG
This is a messenger RNA of Coffea eugenioides, 1422 nucleotides long. RefSeq names its product putative disease resistance RPP13-like protein 3. The record is from RefSeq and is a predicted model, not a curated record. Lineage: Eukaryota; Viridiplantae; Streptophyta; Magnoliopsida; Gentianales; Rubiaceae. Gene Ontology annotation, molecular function: ADP binding. The transcript has 2 exons. Gene Ontology annotation, biological process: defense response to other organism. The coding region runs from base 1 to 1422 and encodes 473 amino acids.